Aplysia californica (California sea hare) is the source of this 538-nucleotide messenger RNA. RefSeq names its product low-density lipoprotein receptor-related protein 5-like protein. Lineage: Eukaryota; Metazoa; Mollusca; Gastropoda; Aplysiida; Aplysiidae. The transcript has 3 exons. Bases 73 to 501 code for a protein of 142 amino acids. The record is from RefSeq and is a predicted model, not a curated record.
UCUGCUUUGUUCCUUUGCAGACAAAUCUACUGGUCGGACUGGGGGUCGACUCCCCGCAUUGAGAAGUCUGACAUGGACGGCACGGAGCGCGAGACGGUUGUUCAGUUUAACUCCACGGCCUGGCCCAAUGGACUCGCCCUGGACGCAGCAGACAAACAGUUGUACUGGGUGGACGCUCACUCAGACCAAGUGAGCGUGAUUGACCUCACCACCGGAGCAAUCCGCGUGCUGGUGGAGCAGCAGGGAGCGCACUUCUUCUCCGUCGACGUCAUUGGCGCCUAUCUCUACAUCACAGACUGGAAGAAAAACUAUCUCCAGCGUAUGAAUAAACAUGGAGGUGCACUCAAGCAGUUCGGAGAAGCCAAGUUCACAAGACUGUAUGGAAUCAAAGGAUUUAACUCCACCGAGGCAUUUAAGGGUAAUUCAUUUGUGAGACAUUGUGGUGAAAUCAGAUGCACGUCUAAAUACCGAAAUUUAAAAAAAACCUCAGCAUUUAUAUAAUCACUAUUUCAACACCUAUGUAAAAGUUAGAUAGCGC